GUAGCCUAAUUUGGCACUCUUAAGCUCACUGAAACUUUUAAAAUGGACAGGGAAAGUUAUUUUGGAGUCUGUGAUUUUGACGACUGUAGUGGUUCUAAGUCUCACUGCGUACACAUUCUAGGAAGCAAAGAGCGAGAGGCCACGAAUUCAAUUUCCUUGGUUUUUUCUUGUUCAGGGCUUUGAUUUUUUUGAUCAUAUUCUUUUUGAUUCAGGUAGAACGCUCUUUAAUUACCUUUUGAAGAACUUAUUGCAUAUUUGCUUAUGAAGCCUCAUAAAAGGUAGACCUUGCCCUUUGGAAAUGUCUCGAUGCCUCCGUCCUUAAUUGGAUAUAUGGCUCCAUUCCUCCCGAUCUUUUCACUACCAUUCUCCUCAAGGAUGACACUGCUCAAAGUGCCUGGACUCGUCUCGAGUCCAUGUUCCAAGAUAACAAAGCUUCCCGAGCCUCCCAUCUCGAACAAGAACUUGCUGACCUUGAUUUCGAGAAUUUUUCUUCAAUUGACGGCUAUUGUAAUCACAUCAAAUCCCUCGCCGAUCGUCUUGCGGAUGUUGAUGCUCCGAUUCCCGAUACCCGUCUCAUCCUAAAAAUGACGGCUGGCCUUCUCGAAGCAUAUGCCAGUACGGUGGACUUUAUCCAAAAUCAAGAACCAUUGCCCUCUUUUGAAAGUUGCCGAUCUCGCUUGAAAUUAGCAGAACGAACCAUCAAAAACCGUCUUGCUAAGGAGGGGGGGUCCAAGAAUUCCUCUGCGACCACCCUUAUUUCCACCGCCGGCAGCCAGUAUCAUUCGGACUCCUCUGUGAACUCCUCCAGAUAAAACAACAAAGGAGGGAUGCAAAAGAAGUCCAACUCCAAACAAACUGGAAAGCCACGCUCUAAUGGGCCAACCCAACAGCAGUCCGACCCAUUUAAUGGGCAACCUUGGUUUUUUCAGCAAGGUCAGUGUUCCUGGCCAGCUUUGUGGGCACUUAGCAGGCCCAGUGGCCCAGCCCCCCUGCCCAUAUCCAUCCCAAUCUUGGGCACCGAGGCCUGCUGCCUCUUCUUCUGGAUCAUGGCCUACUGGGCCUGGUAUAUUGGGUCCGGCUCCGCAAGCUUACAGUGCUAUGGAAAAUGGUCGGAAUCCUUCUCCGACGCAUAUCAAAGCUGCGAUGCAAAUGCUUGCUAAUCUCAACCUUCCGGACAACAAUUAUUAUAUGGACACUGGAGCAACAUCUCAUAUGACGGCCGAUCAAGACGGAGGCCAAUCUAAUGAGAUGUGACAGUACUGGUGACCUAUAUCCAAUCUUUCCAUACAAUCAAGCCAACUCUUCCGUCCAACAUUCAAAUUUUACAUUUCUUUCUUCCGAUCUUUGGCAUAAUCGACUAGGACACCCUGGGGAUGCUGUUCUUAGAUUUUUAAGUAGUCAAAAAUUUAUUGAAUGUAAUAAGACUUGUAACUCUUUUUGUUCAUCAUGUCCUUUAGGGAAACAUGUUAAAUUGCCUUUCAAUAAAUCCAUGUCGCAUACUGCUUUACCUUUUGAUAUCAUUCAUAGUGAU
Molecule: messenger RNA, 1531 nt
Organism: Chenopodium quinoa (quinoa)
Lineage: Eukaryota; Viridiplantae; Streptophyta; Magnoliopsida; Caryophyllales; Amaranthaceae
Exons: 2
Coding region: 874-1254 (126 amino acids)
Source: RefSeq, a predicted model, not a curated record